Messenger RNA from Dermacentor andersoni, 1739 nucleotides. RefSeq lists its product as uncharacterized. The record is from RefSeq and is a predicted model, not a curated record. Lineage: Eukaryota; Metazoa; Arthropoda; Arachnida; Ixodida; Ixodidae.
CCAAACGACUCUCAUCUGCCUCUUAACGUUAAUUAUGCCUAGUAUUCUUCGUAGAUCAUAUCUGAUCUACAUGUUCGGUGCACUGUGUGGGUCCUGAAUGUAGGCCAUAAAUAUUGCGAAAAUUUUCAGGCAUCGGACGAAUUCGGCUGACAGAGCCAAAGGUUGCGAAAGAGGGGGGAAAAAACCUUUGCGGGGGCUUAGUGGCUGUUCAUAACAAGGUCACGGGUUCGUAUCCCAGCCAUGCCGGCCGCGUUCCGUUGGGGGCAGAAUGCAAGAAAGCGCUACUCUAUCGCACACUCUAAAAAAAUAAAGCUUCCAGGCGACCAAAAUCAAUGCGGAGACGUAUACUGCGGAAUCAAUAAUCAUAAUCCACCGUACACUUCGGUACGUUAAACGCUGCAAUAAAAAAAAUAAAAAAUAAACGUAGUGAAUUGUCAUCCACCAGUAGCUUCGUGCUAAAUAGAAGUCGAUUACGAUUGGCCUUCUUACGAAACUUUCCCCAUCUUGCGGAUUUCCUAAAAACUAAUUAAUUUGCACUAAUAUGGGCUGAUGAUUUUGAUGACAAUGAUUACGUCUACCACAAUUCAAAUCGGAUUGUUGCCCUCAUUUCGUGACACAGUUAACCUGAAUGGUUUUGGAAAGUUGAAAAAAAGAAUGCGCUGACACGCCUAUGUUGCUUCCUCCAGGGAAAGGAUGUACAUUCAAGCAGCUGUCAUUUACGGGCACGUGAUCUUCGACGACAGGGGACAUGGCGUAGUCGUACCGCCCACCUUCUGGAACUCGUCGGCGACAGCGGCACACUAUCCUUUCAAUCUGGACACGGCCCACACGGCUCUCCAGAACAUGGCGACAGAGAAGCUGGGCUACACGCAGCUCUUUCUUUCGGUCACAAUGGCCGGUCGCCACUACAAGCCGCACAAGAACCCCGGCAUGCUGGAGAAAAAUGACGCGAUCAAAGACCCACUUUUCGUGAGCAUCGCCCUGGCAUGCAAGAGCUACGAUUACAUCUGGGGCUACCACAACACGACACCCAUGGGAGCGUAUUACCACAGCUGGAAAAGGCGUAGGACGCUCACGUACGACGACGAGGAUUCCUUUCGAGAGAAGGCGAGUGCACUAUCACGUACUGCCUCCCUGCAAACAGACCGCUUCUUGGCUCUACAGUUUUCAUCUUAUUGUGUUAUGUCUGCUUAUUGCGUCUGUGGUAACGUUUGUGCAAAUACGAAAGUGGGAAUGUGAGUUCUUGCGAGAUUAUUAAAAAGAAAGUUAAAUUUGCCCAUUUAUAGUAUCGGGGUGAUAAAGUUUUCUCAUGAAUGAUGAAUAUUCGUGCAUUUAUAUGCGAUCGAAUGAGUGAAAUUCAUUCCAGUAUUCCUGCUAAAGUGUUGCGGACAAAGAUGCGAAUAUUUUUUUGUUCUUUUUACCGUGUUGGCAUCUGUCCUCGUGUAAGUACGUCGUGUUGAAUUUGCUUAAGCUGUCACAGCCGUAACAAUGUUACGCGAAUGAAGGAAUAAUUGCUCUGAGGGCUCUUUACAAAAUAUGUUUGCAAAAAAUGAACUGCCGUGCUGUCCAGCGUUACAGCUUACAGCUCGAGCAAAAGGGUCCAUUGAUCCUCGUCUUCGCCGCGGGAAUCCCGCGCGCAUUGUUCAACCACGUGGUACAGGAGACGCGCGCAGGGUGCACUUAACAAUGGGCGCGUUAAGUUACCGCGCUCCGAACUGGAAAGCCACGCAGUGGAGUGC